AUGAAAUUACAUCACAAACAGUACAAAUAAGCAGAUAAAAAUUAAAAAAAUGUAAAAAUGUAAUUAUCCUAAAUAGGAACUAUUAAUUUAUCGAGAGUAAAAACAAAAUUCUAUAAUUGAUAACAGAUAAAAAUUGAUAUUUUUCGAAAAAUCAGGUUUAGAUGAAGGUCUAUAAAAAAAAACAGACCAUAUAGAAGAUUAAUUUGAAAAAGAACUUUAAUAAUAAAAUUAGAAAAAAUAAUUUCUUAUAAAUGAUGAAACAGAAAAAUACUAUAAAAUAGGGUUAACUAAAAACUAUUCAUUUAGUAGAAAAUUAGUUCCUUCAGUUAGCUAACAAUAGAUAACUUCAAAAGUGCAAUCUCCUAAAGUUUAAGGAAAUUGGAUGGAGUUUUUAUGGUAAUAGAAUGAGAAAUUGUUCGAAGAAAAUCAAAAAAAACAGAAAAUAAUUAAUUAACUUUUGGAAUUUUAAGAUAAUUCAUAAAAAAUAUCAAAAGUAUCUUCGCCAAGACUUCAAUAAUUAACUAGUUUAUAACCUCCAAAAUCCGUAGAAACAAAAAAAGUAACUCUUUAGGUUUCUAAAUUGCCUCAGAUACAUACACCAAAACCAAACUUGAAGAAUAGAAUAGAAACAAAUGAAACAGCCUAAACUCUAGAUGAAUCGCCAACGUUGUAUAAAUGUUUUUCUCCACGAGAAAUUAAUCAACAAAAUUGGAGUUUUGGAAAAUAGUUAUAUUUAGAUGAAGAGAAGAUUUAUCAAAAAUAAAAUUAAUAACAACAAUUAAAUUCACUAAAUAUUAAGUAAUUCAAAUUGACAGCCUAAAAAGAUAAAUUUAAUUAGAAAUAGUAUUCACAUCUAACUUUAAAGAUUAAAACUAAUUUUUAAAAACCUCUAUUAAAAUUACCUCAAGAAUUUCAUUUAUAAGAUUGGAAUAAAAAAAAAUAAUAACUUGAUAAUUGA
This is a messenger RNA of Paramecium sonneborni, 958 nucleotides long. NCBI's taxonomy places the organism in Eukaryota, Ciliophora, Oligohymenophorea, Peniculida, Parameciidae. The record is from the annotation of a GenBank genome assembly.